Molecule: messenger RNA, 1107 nt
Organism: Globicephala melas (long-finned pilot whale)
Lineage: Eukaryota; Metazoa; Chordata; Mammalia; Artiodactyla; Delphinidae
Gene: PCGF1
Product: polycomb group ring finger 1
Biological process (GO): negative regulation of transcription by RNA polymerase II
Cellular component (GO): PRC1 complex
Molecular function (GO): promoter-specific chromatin binding
Source: RefSeq, a predicted model, not a curated record
GGCGAGAAAGGGACAUGGGCGGGGCCUUACAGAGGGUCAGCGAAUCCGAAAAGACCUAAGCCUUCGUUGCGAGGCGACAAGUCCCGCCCCGCAGGCGGCACCGGAAGUGGCCGGCCGGGAUCAGCCUUUAAGAUGGCGUCUCCUCAGGGGGGCCAGAUUGCGAUCGCGAUGAGGCUUCGGAACCAGCUCCAGUCAGUGUACAAGAUGGACCCGCUACGGAACGAGGAGGAGGUCCGAGUAAAGAUCAAAGACUUGAAUGAGCACAUCGUCUGUUGCCUGUGCGCAGGGUACUUCGUGGAUGCCACCACCAUAACAGAGUGUCUUCAUACGUUCUGCAAGAGUUGUAUUGUGAAGUACCUCCAAACCAGCAAGUACUGCCCCAUGUGCAACAUCAAGAUCCACGAGACACAGCCACUGCUCAACCUCAAACUGGACCGGGUCAUGCAGGACAUCGUGUACAAGCUAGUGCCAGGCUUGCAAGACAGUGAAGAGAAACGGAUCCGAGAAUUCUACCAGUCCCGAGGCUUGGACCGGGUCACCCAGCCCAGUGGGGAAGAGCCAGCCCUGAGCAACCUUGGCCUCCCCUUCAGCAGCUUCGACCACUCAAAAGCCCACUACUAUCGCUAUGAUGAGCAGCUGAGCCUAUGCCUGGAGCGGCUGAGUUCUGGCAAAGACAAGAAUAAAAGCAUCCUGCAGAACAAAUAUGUCCGAUGUUCUGUUAGAGCUGAAGUUCGCCAUCUCCGGAGGGUGCUCUGUCACCGCUUGAUGCUAAAUCCCCAACAUGUGCAGCUCCUUUUUGACAAUGAAGUUCUCCCUGAUCACAUGACCAUGAAGCAGAUAUGGCUCUCCCGCUGGUUCGGCAAGGUGAGCCAGUGCCAAGGCAGUCUCCAGGGCAGGGGCAGACUGAGGGGGCCUCUUGGGUAAGAAUGUUCCCACUGACUGCUUCUUCCCUUUAUUCUCUCCUUAGCCAUCCCCUUUGCUUUUACAAUACAGUGUGAAAGAGAAGAGGAGGUAGGGGCCAAGCCCCCACCUAUCCCUCUGCCCUUCCCUCCCCAGAUAUUUAUGUGAAAUUAACCUUGGCUUUAUUUUUUGAAAUAAAAAUUUUAA